Messenger RNA from Umbelopsis ramanniana AG, 1976 nucleotides. RefSeq lists its product as uncharacterized. Bases 98 to 1789 code for a protein of 563 amino acids. Gene Ontology annotation, biological process: amino acid transmembrane transport. The record is from RefSeq and is a predicted model, not a curated record. Gene Ontology annotation, molecular function: amino acid transmembrane transporter activity. Gene Ontology annotation, cellular component: vacuolar membrane. NCBI's taxonomy places the organism in Eukaryota, Fungi, Mucoromycota, Umbelopsidomycetes, Umbelopsidales, Umbelopsidaceae. The transcript has 7 exons.
CCCACUACCAAUUGUUGUGUCACCACAAAACCCAAAUACUUUUCCGUCAUUUUACUGAAUUGACCUUUUGUUCUUAUCUUCUUUCGCAUUCACAAUCAUGGCGGAAUUUUCAGGUAAUGAUCCAUCCCAGGAUGGAUCUAACCCAAGACCACAGGCUCCAAGGAACAUACAUCCUUCACAGUUUGCUCGGUCUGACCAGUACCAUGAGUCCUUGGGACCCCAUUAUGAUCCAGAGACAGAUAUGUUUCUGGGCGACAGCCCACAGUCCCUCAAGCACAAAAUAGGCAGUUUUGUAGGCUCCUAUUCAAGGACGUCCAUGACCUUCAUGGCCGAAAAUUUGUCGAUACCCGUCUCUGCUACGAGACAUUUAGAGGAUGAUAACGACUUCGAUAGACAAUCAGUGAUGACCCAUUUAUCACGAUGGGAUUCAAGAAGAGAUACCUAUCCGAAUAUUGAGAUCGAGCGUCGUUCAAGUGCGGGAUCAUACGGCGUAGGAGAGUACACUCCGCUGCUGCUACCAAAGCUGGACAAAAUCCCGACUAUAUCCAUUACAUCCAUUGCUGAAGACUAUCAUUUUGAUCCGCACUCCAUUCAAGGGGCUGCUCAAAAAUCAUCGUACAUGCAAUCUGUAUUUAAUUCCAUCAACAUCCUUAUCGGCAUUGGUAUUCUGUCACUGCCCCUUGGAUUUAAGUGCGCUGGGUGGGUCGUUGGUUCCGCGGUAUUUGCAUUUUGCUGUGGCUUGACGAUGUAUACGGCCAAAUUGCUAUCCAAAUGUUUGAGUCGUGGUGAGAAUUCUCGCACCUACGGCGACAUGGGUGAUGCUGCUUUUGGCUUUCGCGGUCGUGUGCUCGUCUCUAUGUUGUUUUUGACGGAGUUGAUAACUUCUAGUGUGGCUCUCGUGGUUCUGUUAGGCGACGGUAUUCAGUCCCUCGUUCCAGGGUAUGACACAUUGGUUGUUCGUUGUAUAUCGUGGUUUAUCGUCACCCCAAUGUUAUUCCUACCUGUGAGACAGCUAUCAUACACUAGCUUGUUCGGUAUCAUCAGUGCCGCCGCCCUGUUGGUAAUUCUCAUCUAUGACGGACUUACAAAAUCGCAUGCACCUGGAAGUUUACUUGAACCUGCCGAUACAUCGAUCUGGCCAUCGGAGUGGAACACCGUUCCUCUUAGUUUUGGAUUGAUCAUGGCGGGGUUUGCGGGACAUGCUGUUCUGCCGUCAGUACACCAUGAUAUGGAGGAGCCAAAAGAAUAUAACAAGAUGGUAAAUACCACAUACGUAAUUGUUACAGCGGUAUAUGCUUUGAUGGCUUCUGCCGGUUAUGCCAUGUUUGGUUCUGCAACAAUGGAAGAGAUCACACAAAAUAUAUCAGCCACUCCUGGAUACAAUCAAGCUUUAAAUCGAUUUGCUGUUAUUCUUAUCGCUCUCAACCCAAUAGCCAAAUAUGCCUUGACGCUCAAUCCGGUCAAUUUAACCUGGGAAAUUUGGCUGUUUAGUAGUGAUAAUAUUGAUCACUUCUGCGGUGGCGAUCGCCGCAAAGUUGUGAAGGUUUUCGGCAAGAUGCUUGUCAGCGCUUUUGUAGUUACGCUUGCCUAUUUAAUACCCGGAUUCGACAAAGUCAUGGCACUUCUCGGAGCCUUCUUCUCCGUCACGAUCUCCGGUAGCUUUCCUUUGUUGUGUCACAUGAAGCUAUUCCAUGACACGAUGCCCAAAUGGGAAUUGGCGUUGAAUGUCGUCCUCUUUGCUGUAUCCGUUUCAAUGGCCAUCCUUGGUACCGCAUGGAGUUUUAUGUAAAUGAUCUUUAAUGUAAAUAAACUCUGUGUAUUCAUCAGCACACCACCCCAACUUCUUUGAAGGUUAAAAUGAAAAAAAAAAAAAAAAAAAAUUGGUGAUGAGAUUUUGAUAAUAUUUUCAAUAUGAGCGGCUAGAAUGUUGAUCGAAAUAGGGUUGGAUAUCAUCUGAAUUGUGAGAUGGAGGAAGG